Siniperca chuatsi (mandarin fish) is the source of this 7315-nucleotide messenger RNA. RefSeq names its product rho guanine nucleotide exchange factor TIAM1-like. The record is from RefSeq and is a predicted model, not a curated record. Gene Ontology annotation, molecular function: protein binding; guanyl-nucleotide exchange factor activity. NCBI's taxonomy places the organism in Eukaryota, Metazoa, Chordata, Actinopteri, Centrarchiformes, Sinipercidae. Gene Ontology annotation, biological process: activation of GTPase activity; small GTPase-mediated signal transduction; positive regulation of axonogenesis. The transcript is spliced from 31 exons. Gene Ontology annotation, cellular component: synapse; cytosol; plasma membrane. The coding region runs from base 520 to 5478 and encodes 1652 amino acids.
ACACCCUCUCCUCAGCCUUCAGUCUGGUCUCGUAGUGCAAGAGGCAGCAUGUGUUGAGUAUGUGCUGUAAUGUGUGUAUGUGUGCGUAAAGAGUCCAACGCUGGGCUGGAGUCCGUUAAGACGUCUCACUGAUGCAAGGAUUCCCCUGUUUGCUCCCGGAGAGGACACACGCUGACUGUGUUUUAACCACCACGGGGAAUUAACUGUUACGCACACACAAGGAACACUGGGAGCUUAAGUAAAGUCACACACAGAGUCAGCGAGCUACCAUGCAAGGGGCUGGCCUAACCAUCGGGAGCAAUUUGGGGUUCAGUGUCUUGCCCAAGGACACUUCGACAUGUGGACAGAAGGAACUGGGGAUCAAAUCGCCAACCCAAGGGAGAAACUGACACCACCGUUUGAGGAUGUGUGGAGGAUCAUGCAGUCGGUAAAAGUAGACACCGCGCUGAUGUGGAGAAGCUGGUGAUGAGGCUGCUUAACCACAAGCUGUUUGCAGGAUGCAUAGCGAUGAGUUGAAUCAUGGGAAAUGUGGAGAGUCAGAAUGGGGACAGUGGUUUCUACGGCGAUGUGACGGGACAUCUCUCCCGUAAGCACACGUCCCGGUCACUCCGUCUCUCCAGCAAGCAGCCAAUCACUCGCCGUUCCCGGCACUCUUCUUCAGUGAAACAGGAACACAGAAACUCUGAAGCUUCAACUCGCUCCUCCAGCACCCCUAGCAUCCCACAAUCCUUAGCAGAGAAUGGACUGGAACCUUUCAACACAACAGAUGCGUUUGGAGAGUUCGGCAUCAACCCUCACUGGACACAGCGUGUCGCUAUGACAAUGAGACCGGAGUCCUAUCAAAAUGAUGACGACCUCUUGGCCACGCCAACUCCUGAAACCUCAGAGGCGGACACUGUUGCCCAUAAUGGAGGAAAUGACUCCAUGGGGGAGGAGGAGGGAGACGUUGUUGGAGAGGAAAGGUACCUUCAGCGAAUGACUGAGGGUCCACGGGAGGGAGGGAGUUUUAAAAAGAAGCGGUCCAAAUCAGCAGACAUGUGGAGAGAAGACAGCCUGGAGUUCUCUCUGUCUGACCUGAGCCAGGAGCAUCUGACCAGCACUGAGGAGAUGAUAGAUGGAGGAGAAGAAGAGGAGGAGGAGCAGUUCACACUCCCCAGAGGCAGUGCAGGCUCAGCUGAAAGGGCAUCGUCUCUGGACCAUCUGUGCAGCCAGCAGAGCCCUGGCCUCAGGGGGCAGAGAAACCGUUACACUAAAAAUCGGAGAGAAGUCGAGUGCGAUGGAGAAGGGGAGGAGGAUUUGAUGUCUCCAACCGAGGAGGAUGGUGGCGGGUAUGGAGCAUUCACGCUCCCCUGCCGACGCUCCCACUGCUUGUCUGAGGGCUUGGCAGGGCUUGGCAUCCCGGCUGCACCAUGCCCUGCUUUCCAAGGACGCCGAGCACAAACUACUCAGGACAUCUCUGGUGUUUUGGGCGAGGGAAGUGAGUAUGGCGACAGCGGCAUCGAUGGCAUAACCACGGAGAUAGAUGGGGAUGGAGAGUUGGUGUCACGGCGCUGUAAGGCCAUGUCGGCCUCUUUCUCAGUAUACUCGGCUACUGAAAGCAGUGUUUUCAAUGGGAGUGACAGCGGGAGCAGCAGUGCAGGAGGAGGAGAAGGUAGAGGUGGUGAGGGAGGCAGGGGAGGAGUGUAUGAGAAUUUCCGGAAGGAGCUGGACAAUCAAGCCUGGACACAUCAGGGUCGGGACUGCACGGAGGAGGCUGGCUCUGCUGUGAGUGAUGAGCAGAGCAGCAGCACACUCAGUAGUGCAUAUCCAUCGGACAUUCUGAUAGGCUGUGCACAAGGCAUAGUUAGGAAAGCAGGGGCUCUGGCUGUGAAGAACUUCUUGGUUCAUAAGAAAAACAAGAAGGUGGAACCUGCAACACGGCGCAAGUGGAAACACUACUGGGUCUCUUUGAAAGGCUGCACACUCUUCUUGUACGAGUCAGACGGUCGUUCUGGGAUCGACCAUAACAGCGUUCCUAAACAUGCAUUGUGGGUUGAGAACAGCAUUGUCCAGGCCGUACCUGAACACCCCAAGAAAGACUUUGUCUUCUGCCUCAGCAACUCAGUGGGAGAUGCCUUCCUCUUCCAGACGUCAGGGCAGACAGAACUGGAGAACUGGAUCACGGCGAUCCACUCUGCAUGUGCCGCUGCUCUUGCUCGGCAGCACCACAGGGAGGAUACGGUGCGGCUGCUGCGAACCGAGAUCCGCAAGCUGGAGCAGAAGAUCGACAUGGAUGAAAAGAUGAAGAAGAUGGGAGACAUGCAGCUGUCCACCGUCACUGACGCCAAGAAGAGGAAGACCAUACUGGAGCAGAUCUUCCUGUGGGAGCAGAACUUGGAGCGGUUUCACAUGGAUCUGUUCCGCUGUCGGUGCUACCUGGCCAGUCUGCAGGGCGGCGAACCCCCCAACCCCAAACGCCUGCUGGGCUUCGCUUCGCGUCCCACCAAGCUGGCCAUGGGUCGACUGGGCAUCUUCUCUGUCUCUUCCUUCCAUGCACUGGUGUCAGCCCGUACAGAAAGCAGCAUCAGGAAGCGGAACCAGGCCAUGCCUCGUACCUUCAGUAAACGUCGUAGCCGCUUCUCCUCCCUCUGGGGGCUGGACACCACCUCAAAGAGGAAGACCACGGGACAUCCUUCAAUCAACCAGGUGUUUGUUGAUGGGAUGGAGCCGGUGAAAAAGCCAUUGGAGUGCAUGUUUGAAGACUCUGCCAGUGAGAAAUCUAAGGAGAGAGAGGGCUCGGUAAAAAGUCUUCCUCAGCAAAGCGUAGACGGUGACAUUUGGGUUCCUGAUUACCUGACUCCCUCCUGGGUGUGUCUGCCGAACAAUCAGCCCGUCCUGGCCAUCAUACAGCCUGGUGAGACAGCGCUGGAAGUCCUAAGCACCGUCUGCAAGACUCAUAAACUAGACCCCUCCGGCCACUACCUGCGUUUGAAGGUGUGGAUUGACAACCAAAUCCUCUUUUUUGUUCCCAAACUUGAAGAGGACAUCUCUGAUCUGCUCUACAAAGAGAUUGAGAUUUGCCCCAAAACUACCAAGGUGAUCCGGUUUGACAAAGCAGAGUCCUGCACCAUCGGAUACGGUUUUUCUGUGGCAGUUAUAGAUGAGGAUGGGAUGCAGCAGCUUUAUAUUACUGAAGUGAAAGCAGAGGGACUGGCCUCAGCUAAAGGUUUGAAAGCAGGGGAUGAGAUUCUGUUGCUGAAUGGUAAACCUGCAUCUGCCCUCCAAAUGGAUGAUAUGACGGCUGCGUUUGUAAACCAAGCAUUGACCUUGAGCGUCAGCACCCUGCCCCAGCUGGACCCUCGGGUGCUGUGCUCCCUUCCACCCCGGCGCUCCGAUGGGGAGCAGGACCCAGCCACAGACAUCUUCUCCCAGAGCCAAGAGGACAUCCUGGAUGAGGAGUCGGGGUUGACAGUGAAUAGCCCAGAUGAGAGUUUGGAGGAAGGAUCUCAGCUGACCCUGCAGAGCCCCGGAGGUCAUCAGGAAGAUAAAACCUGCAUGGGGACUGGACAGAAGAACACGGAGCAGGUCACUGCUUUCUGCCGCAGUCUCCAUGACAUGAAUCCCCUAGAGUGCCCUAUGUCAUCGUCCUCAUCAUCGUCUUCGUCAUCCCUCUCCCCGAGCCCUGUGUCAGCUUUACCGCCCACAGCCGGCACUGCCACCCAGAGACAGCUCUCCCACGCAGACAAACUCCGCAAGGUCAUCAAUGAACUGGUGGAAACGGAGAAGACUUACGUCAAAGACCUGAGCUGCCUAAUAGAGUGCUACUUAACACCUUUGCAGAAAGAGAGCUUCCUUACGCAGGAUGAGCUGGACGUUUUGUUCGGUAACCUCGGGGAGAUGGUGGAGUUCCAGGUGGAGUUUCUCCGGACACUGGAAGAUGGAAUUAGACUGGUUCCAGAUCUGGACAGACUGGAAAGGGUAGAGCAAUUUAAGAAAGUGCUGUUCUCCUUGGGUGGUUCAUUCCUGUAUUAUGCCGAUCGCUUUAAGAUCUACAGCGCCUUCUGCGCCAGCCACACCAAGGUCCCAAAGGUCCUGGCUAAAGCAAAAACUGACCCAGAUUUCAAGGCUUUCCUGGCUGAGAGAAACCCCAGACAGCAACAUUCAUCCACUCUGGAGUCUUACCUGAUCAAACCCAUCCAGAGGGUCCUGAAGUACCCGCUUCUGCUAAAGGAGCUCUACUCUCUCACUGACCCUGACAGCGAGGAACACUACCACCUGGACGUUGCAAUGAAGGCCAUGAACAAAGUUGCAAGUCACAUCAAUGAGAUGCAGAAGCUUCAUGAAGAGUAUGGAGCUGUUUUCGACCAGCUCAUCAAUGAACAGACUGCAGAUAAAAAAGAGGUGGCCGACCUCUCGAUGGGGGAUCUUUUGCUGCAUUCUACUGUGGUGUGGAUCAACCCUCCAGUCUCUUUGGUCAAGAGCAAAAAGGAUACUGAAUUGGCUGCUUUUGUGUUCAAAACAGCAGUUGUAUUUGUGUACAAAGACUGCUCAAAGCACAGGAAAAAAAUCGGUGGAUCUCACCGUGCGACUGUGAGUGAUGACAAAGAUCCUUUCCGUUUCCGUCACAUGAUCGCAACGGACUCUCUGCAAGUCCGUGCCCUUGCAAACUCUGAGGGCACAGCAGUGUGUGAGAUAGUUCACACAAGAUCUGAAUCUGAAGGAAGACCAGAGAGAACCUUCCAAUUGUGCUGCAGUUCUCAAGAUAGUAAGAAAGACUUCCUGAAAGCAGUCCACUCCAUCCUUAGGGAAAAGCAGCGCCGCCAGCUUCUUAAGACAGAGUCUCUACCACCCAACCAGCAGUACGUUCCGUUUGGGGGCAAACGUCUGUGUGCCCUCAAAGGGGCGAGGCCCGCCAUGAACAGAGCAGCAUCAGCUCCAUCACGAACAUUAGCCCGCAGCAAGCUGGUGAGGAACCGCUUCACCAUCGAUACCGACCUGGUUUUCCAUGGAGGCGGCAACAACAACAACAGCAGCAACGAUUCAGACCCCUCCCUCCACUCCUCCCACUCGCAGCUGUCCCAGCAUGCUCUUCAAUCCCGCAAACCUCAAGGAGAGGACACGGACCGUUGGGUGGAAGAGCAGUUCAACCUGGAUUGCUAUGAAGACCAGGGUGAGGGCAUUGAGGUGGGGCAGGUGAAGGAGACGGACAUUUUAAGUGACGAUGACGAGUACUGCAAGUCUGUCCGAGCCGCAUCGGCAGAACCGGCUGACCUGGAGGGGAAGAUGGAAGGACUUAACCUACAGGGAGACGGUGAUGAUUCAGGCUCGGUAGACUCCUUCACCUCCUGUGGUGUCUCUCUGUCCCGCUGUGCAACCCCGACUAUAAAGCUUGCCCCCUUGAAGCAGUGUGCUGUGGAGGGGGCCACAAACAAGGACCAUGACGUCAUCUGGGUGCGGCGGGACGAGUUUGCUAACGGGUGCAACGGUGACGUCUUCUGAUUGGGAAGACGAGAUGAAAGUGCACGAAAACCGGGGAGAGAUUGGAUACAAGCUUUAACUAUGUAGAAUUUGGAGGAGAAAAUGUGUAUAGAAGGUAUUAAACCUCAGCCAGUCCUCCCUGUGUCACUACACAAUCCUCUUCCCACCUCACCUGCAUCUCCCUUGUUCUGACAAUCCUAAAGUACUGAAACAACAAGUGAGUAAGGAAAAGUCAAAUGAACUCAGCUUCAUUUGAUGAAACCUAGAGAUUCUCAUCCCGAACUGCUUAAAAGUGAACCAGAAAGAAUACAGGGUCCUCACUGUUUUGGACAUACACCCAGCCAUCACACACACCUGUGGAAUUGUAUUUGAACGUAUGAACAAGACAGCACUGCAUGUACACGCAAGUAGGCAAGCAUGUGUGUGUGUGUGUGUAAUGUAUACUGUAAUUGCAUAUAGUACACAGAAGCACAGAGACUCGAGGCAGCUACUGUACCAUGCACGCAUUGUACUGAAGCGACGUCAUCACUGAACUGUGACUUUGUGGCCAAAAAUGUCUAUUUUUCAACACAGGAAUGUGGGUGUUAUAUUUUUUUGACUCAAAUUGUUUGUAUUUUAACACUCAAGGGCUGUGUUACUGAAUUUCUCUUCAGGGGCUUUUGGCUUAACGACUGCUGUGUAAAAGAUGGUGAGCUCCAACUAGCUUUAUUGUGCUUUUUAUUGUUUUAAUUUAAUAUCAGCUGCACAUUGGUGUAUAGUCAGGAGUACGAUAGAGUGCUGUUAACUUUCUCGUAUGAAAAUGUUUUGAAGCUCACUUUUGUCUCCUAGCAUAUCAUUUUAAAAGACAACAGAUCUACCCAGUCUACCUAUUCUUUAUUUAAUUAUUGCCUUUUUACUGUAUUUUUUAAUGUUUACACACAUUCAGCUGCCCAGUGUUACAAACCAACUUUUGUGUGUUUGGUGCCAGAAACAGGCUUGAGAGAGCGCUGACGCAUGUGCCCUUCACAUGAAUGUCCAGUCUUGACAUAACAAUGACAUUUGUUAUAUUUAUAACUGGAUUUCAUCAAGGUCCUUCAUAUACUGGACCCUUUCUUGCCCCCACAGGCCAUGCUCUCUCCAUGCUCCAUGUUCUUGAUAAAUAGCAUAAUGAUUCCUACAAAAACAAUCCUGUUUUACUUGAAUUUUCUUUGUUGUUUUGAAAGGAGGUAUUCAAUAGAGCCAUGUUAGUGACUGUACUGUAACUCCAAGGAGAAGAAUCAUACAGUUGACUGUCAUCCUCUGACUGAUUCAGACAUCUUCUUCUGCUCUCUCCAGCUCCUUUGACCUUUGUCAUGUCAAGCAGCAUCACAACCACAAAGAAGCUGGCUGAGACAGACUUCACAUCCAUGACAUUUGACAUCAAUCCCUACUAAAUUUCCUCUUCACCCCUCCUGCAUUUCUUCCCCUAGCCACCAGGCUGUGCUGUUUCACUAUAUGUCCUCACAACAACACGCUGAUUGCUGAGAUCAACAUAGUCAUGCGCACCUUAAUGGAUGUAUUGAACAUGCACUUAAUAAUAACUCUGAGGGGGGAAUUCUGCACGCUACUCUGAUUCAGAGUGUGAGGCGAAUGGAGGGAAACAAUACACUUUGGAUGUUCUUAUUAUUGUCUUUUUAUUAUGCUGGUUUCUUAGAUUUUAGUUUACUGGGUGAUGAUGCCCAGUAUGGAUGUUCAGACUGUGAGGUACAAUCACCUGGCCUUGGUGGCAAAUCCUGUGAGAACCCCUUUGACUCCUCCCUUUGUACUUUAAAAACUGUGUUCGUACAUAAAACUGUGGAGUAUUAUCAUUUUUAUGUGAAAAUAAAUUUUUCUAAAUUUA